Molecule: messenger RNA, 1861 nt
Organism: Drosophila arizonae
Lineage: Eukaryota; Metazoa; Arthropoda; Insecta; Diptera; Drosophilidae
Source: RefSeq, a predicted model, not a curated record
AUUUUCAUUUCCAACAAAUAUAUAUAUAUAAAACGCAAACGUCUCUACACAACCGUUGAGCCAUUGCAACAGGAGUCGACGACAAUUACCACUAUUUACGCUCUUCCACAGAACACAUUGUCGUUAUUGAAGCAUGGCUUUCGUAGCGCGUCGCAAUACCGAGGGUCAAUUGGUGGAUUGUCAGGUGAUUUCUGGUCGCGGGACUAGCACCAUGGCCAUGUCCGAUCUGAGUGACGAGGACACCGAUUCGGGCACAGUGCAGGGCUAUAGCAAUCGCUCCUAUAUCUCGCCCACUGUGCGCUAUGUGACAUCCAAGGAUGACGACGAUGAUCUCGACAGCUGUUUCACCUUUGAUGGCAUUCGUGGCCGUAAUAGUGCCAACAAUGUGGAGAACGACCUCGAAUCGGUGGUCUCAUUCGAGGGUCACUUCGAUGACUCCGCCAAGGCCAAUCCCGCUGAGGCGGAGAGUGAUACUGGCACUCUGAGUGAUUAUCGCCUGGACAUGGCCAGCGAUGAGGAGACGGUCAAGUGCGGUCCAUCUCCGACUGCUGAUGCAGCUGCUCAACAGGAGGACAAUUGCAAGGCUGACGAUCUCGAUUCACUUGAUGGCGAGACCGUUUGCAGUCCAAAUGCAUUCGGUCAGGAGCGUCUAGAUGCACUGAGCCUGGGCUCCUUGGAGAGCCUUGGGCUGCAGCCAGAGGAUGAUAUCCAAAGUCUUUGCUCCAUCGAGAGCAGCACGCUUGGCCGCGCCACGGUCUGCCCGCCGGUCGCCCAGGAGGACUCUUUCAGCCUGGGCUCGUUGGACAGUAAUUCCGUUUAUCGCCUCAUGGAGAGCCGCAACUCGCCGGACAACGAUAAUACCGAUAACCAGAGCCAGGUGACCAGUCGCACCUUCAAUAUGAAAUCGUCGGCAGUGCGCCGCAGCGAUUGCUCCUCGGUAUCCAGCUGCAGUUGGACCGACAUGUAUGGCGGGGCGCUGAAGCAGUCGGAGAGUCGCAGCAAUAUAAUACCAUCGCUUAGUCUGAACUUGUCGACUGCGUCGUCGUCCGGCUCGUCCACAUACUUUCGCAAUCUGGAUGAGGAUAAGGAGCGUCAUGGCCAGGAAGCCUAUCAGGAGUGGGUGAAGCGCAAGGAACGCCAGAAGCAGGAGAAGCAGCAGGCGGCCAAACAGGAGCGCGAGCGGCGCGACGCUGAGACUGCACUGCGUCAGCGCCUGGCCAAGGAGCGCUAUCAGGAGUGGGUGCGCCAGAAGGAGCUGCAGCAGAAGAAGGCCGCCACGGGUAGCAUUAAGAGCGCCGCCAGCUACGGCAGCUACUCGAGCACCUCGAGUUUCGCUGGCCUCGCCUCCGGCAGCGGCGCCAAUAAUCGGGCGCAACGCAAGGAGACCCCAGAGGCGGCCAAGAAACGUCUGGCCGAGUGGGAUCGCAUCAAGACCCAGCAGCAGCAGCGCGAUCGCGAGCGUGAGCGCCAGAAGCAGCAGAGCAAGGAGCAGCUGGAGAAGCAGCGCAAGCAGAAAUCCGAGGGUGCCUGGCAGAACUGGAUGAAGUCGGUGAGCAAGCGACCCAAGCCGGUGCCACUCAAUCAGGGCUUCGAUACACUGCGCGGCACCAUAUCGAAUAUAUAUGUGAAUCCCGUGCAGUGGGUCUCCAAUAUCGAUCCCAAUGACUCUCGCGGCAAUUGAGCCCCAUUGCUCAAUGCGCGAGCCAUAGUCGUUUUCAUCGGCAUUUCAAGAAAUCCCCCCCAAAAAAAGUACAAAAAACUGAUCGCAUCUUGAAUAGAUCCAACCAUCUGCCAAUCAAAACAACAAACUCAUAUUUGCCAUUUCCUUGGUGAUGUUGGACCCAGCGCAGAGAGAAAAACA